GCCAGCGCCUCCUGCCCGGCGUCCAGCGGCCAGGGAGCCUUCUAGAGCCCGGAGACCUCUUUUCAGACAUCCAAAAGGACAGUCCCCGGGACAGCGAUGCUUCCCAGCCCCUCCCCGCGCGCACACACCUGCACCGGCUGCCCCGUCCUGGUCUGCAAGUGGGACCGCCGCCCAGAAUUCCCGUCUGCUCCAUUUGAGACUGGGAACAGUUGUCAAAGAAACUGAACAGGCUGUGGGACUCUGUGUCAUGGGAGGAACAGGCAGGAAUUCUGGUGCCCCCAAGAGACGGAUCGGGCCCUUGGCUCAGCGGACCCUACGAUGUGGACUUUGCCCCUCCAGGUGAGGACAGGAGUUUUAAAAUAAAAUGGAUGAUUUGACAUUACUCGAUCUUCUGGAGUGCCCCGUGUGCUUUGAAAGGCUGGAUGUCACAGCCAGAGUCCUCCCCUGCCAGCACACCUUCUGCAAGCCGUGUCUGCAGAGGAUCCUCAAGGCCCACAAGGAGCUGAGGUGCCCGGAGUGCAGGACUCUGGUGUUCUGCGGCAUCGAGGCGCUGCCGGCCAACCUGCUGCUCGUCCGUCUUCUGGAUGGUGUGCGUGCAGGCCAGAGCUCAGGGAGAGCGGGCUCCUUCCGCAGGCCUGGCACGCUGACCUUGCAGGACUGCAAGAAAGGCAGCGCCGCCCCCAAAGGUCUGCAGUCCAGCCCUUUCCAACCGGUGCCUAAUGUCCGAAUCCACAUGGAUGGGGUGCCUCGAGCGAAGGCCUUAUGCAACUACCGAGGGCAGAAUCCUGGUGACCUGAGAUUUAAUAAGGGAGACGUCAUCCUCCUCCGGAGACAGCUGGACGGGAGCUGGUACCAGGGGGAGAUCAAUGGAGUCAGCGGGACCUUCCCAGCCAGCUCCGUUCAAGUCAUCAAGCAGCUGCCCCAGCCGCCCCCACUCUGCCGGGCCCUCUACAACUUUGACCUACGAGACAAAGACAAGAGUGAGAACAAGGACUGCCUGACCUUCCUCAAGGAUGACAUCAUCACUGUGAUCCGCCGAGUGGAUGAGAACUGGGCAGAAGGCAAGCUGGGAGAUCAAGUAGGCAUCUUUCCUAUCUUGUUUGUACAGCCAAAUCUCACCGCAAGACACCUCCUAGAGAAGAAUAAAAGCCACCAGUCAUCCUGCACAAAAAGCCUGUCUCUGGCGUCCUCAUUUUCCAGAAGCAAGGCGGCCAACACCCCUACCCUCCGAAGGGGCCCCGGGGGUAAGAGGAAGGGGCCCGGGCAAUUCUCCAUCAUGACAGCAUUGAACACCCUCAACCGGAUAGUGCAUUCUCCUCCGGGGAGCCGUCUGGUAGAGACCAGCACCCCGGUGCUUAUCAGCUCCAGCAACCCCUCUGUGAUCACCCACCACUCGGAGAAAGCAGAUGUUCCUCCCAGAUCUGCGGGGCAGGUCAGCACGUACCACCCCGCACCUGCGUCCCCAGGACACUCCCCAGCCAUCGCCAGCCUGCCCGGCUCCCAGCAACACCUCUCGGCUAACAUGUUUGUAGCCCUGCACUCCUACUCGGCCCAAGGACCCGACGAGCUGGUGCUGCAGAAGGGAGAAGGCGUCAGGGUCCUGGGGAAGUGCCAGGACGGCUGGCUCAGGGGCGUGUCCUUGCUCACUGGGCGCAUCGGAAUCUUCCCCAAAAACUGUGUCAUCCCCAUUUUCAGAAAGACAUCCAGUUUUCCAGAUCCCCGGAGCCCUGGUCCUGACGCCACAUGGAUGGUGUCCACCUCCUCUGUGUCCUCCCAAAGCAGCGUUUCGGAAGGUGACCCCCGGCAAAGCCGUCCCUUCAGGUCGGUGUUUGUGCCCACGGCUGCCGUCACGACGCCCGGACAAGGCUCUCUGCGCAAAGGGCGCAGCAGCACGAGAAAGAACGGAUCCCUGCAGAGAGCCGUCCAGUUGGAGGCCCCCACCCUUGCGGCCUCCCUCGGGCGCAGCCCCACCGUGGUCGUCCGGCCUCAGCAGUUCCAAUCGUACCAGCCCCAGAGCAUCCCCACCGCACCUUCAGCGGCCGUGGCCGAGAGGGGCCCCAAGCCCGCGCCCACCGGGGAGCCCACCCUCCCACGCGCCGGCAGGAGUGGCAACGCCAGGACCCACUCAGCAGCCAACUCCCUCAUCAUGGAAGGCAAGGAAAACCCCCCUAAGAGUGAGCCUCUACCAAAACCACCUGCGUCCGCCCCACCUUCGAUCCUGGUGAAACCAGAAAACUCGAGAAAUGGCACCGAAAAGCAAGUCAAAACUGUGAGAUUUCAGAAUUACAGCCCUCCUCCUGCCAAGCAUUACACCUCCCACCCCACCUCUGGAAAGCCUGAACAGCCAGCUACCCCUAAGGGGUCCCCGCCUGAAGCGUCCCCCUUGGAGCCAGAGAUGACUGUCCUAUUCGCCCACCGAAGUGGCUGCCACUCCGGACAGCAGACAGACCUCCGGAGGAAGCCAGCUUUUGGCAAGACCCUGACCCCAGUGUCCACUGCCUUAGCCACACAGACCAUGUUUCCCAGCAAAUGAAUCUAUGGGUGGCUUUUCCUCGACCCCAAAGAGAUGAAUUGCAUUUAAAUACAGUCUCCUCCACGGAAGGCGUCCUGCCAUUCUCUGGGGACUUGAGCAUGGGUCCUUGUGACCUGUUUAUCUCCAGGAAAGGAAAGGUGGGAGAAGAGGUUCCUCCCCUGGGUGAGAGGAUGGAUUGGGUGUCUCCCAACAUGAGGAUUCAGGGCAGAAAAGCCACUGCUCAGACCAGAGAGCAGGAGACCACCCUGCCCGCCCUGCUCCCCAGCACAGUCUGAGGCCUGUCACCCUGUGUUCUGUGUAGAAUUUCUACAGUGUCCUAACAGGGCUUCCGCCAGAGGUGUCACAAUAGUGGGAAUGUGGGCGUCACUUCUUUGAUCUCAUCACCAUGUUUUUAAGCAUCAGAAUCGCUUCUGCCAUCUUCUGGGGCUUAGUGGGCACCGUGUCUGUUCCCCUCCACCGAGUCAUAGUCCUGACUGCAAAGGAGUCAUACUCCUGACUCCAUGCCUGGAACAGGCACACGAUGGGCAUCUUGGACAUUCCGAGAACCCUCUAAAACCAAAGGGAGUCAGCUCCCUGGGUUUGUUCCAAACAAGAAUGUCAGAGAGAAUGCUACCUAUUAUCAUACUUUAAGCUUCUCGAUCUGUUUCCCCACAUGUAAUGCUAUACAUGGGAUAAACAGGAAGCAGGUAGCUGUGAACAGGGUCCUAUAUAGUGUUACAGGCCAUGCAUUCAUUCUGGCUUUGGUCUGACUUCCCCAAGAAAACACGAGACGCUUGAAAACAACUUUGUAAGGGGUUUGAGUUUAGAUAUAUAUUCUGUUUGCAUUGCAACAUUCUUUACUUGCUCUGGUUUCUUCUCAUUUGCGGCAGACAAGCUGUUUCCCCAGGAUAAGGCAGCAGUGUCCGUGGGAAAUGCUAGUCGAGGCUGGGGUGGGCGCUUUGCAGAGGAAAGGUGCUGGGGAGGCACUGGACGGACAAGGCUGGAAUGGAAAGGGGGGGAGGGGAGGUGAAGAAAAUACGUAGCAGAGAAAAAGGGGAGGUGGUCAGAGGAAGGAGAAGAAAAAGAGGAGUACGGAAAGUGGCUGGGAAGCAGAGGAAAGGGGCAGAGAGGCACUUAGAUUCAGACGAGUGGGAACAGAAGGGCAGAGUCCGCAGACUAGAUGAGCCCACGGAGGGGGGGCUGGAGUGGCAGCGACCCUUCAGCAGGGCCCGCGAAGAGGGUGAGAAGCAUCCCCAAGAGCAAGGCAGUGCUCAGGGAGAGCCCGUUAAUUCUCAUUAAACUCAACUGCUGCAAGUUAACAUUUAUCGUAUGCCCAUCAGCGUGGGCACUUUAGUCCAUAAAUACUGUUUACCACUAAGGCCGAUUGUCAUUAAAGACAAAAAAAAAGGGAGGGGGCAGGUCUAAUUAGACCUUUUCCCUGGACAGUUUUGAAAUCCUGGGAUUAAAGACAUGCAUUGUUUACACACCCCGUCAGACACUUGGCAAACUGAAUUGUCCAGAUUUUUCCAGACCUUGAAGCAAAAGCAAAACCAUAAUCCUGCCACACAAUAGGGCACAUGUGUCAGACCAAGGCAUUGGCGGGGCCCACCUGGCAGCGUGGUCUGAUGUUUCUGGGAGUCACCGGUCUGCUCCACAAUGUCGUCAUGCCAACUCCAUGCCUUAUGGGCUGCAUAUAAUCAUCCUGAUGGAGAAAUGGGGAAAAGUCACAAGGCUAGGGAGGCACUGUACGAUUCGUCGAAAUGUGAGCACCCACACCCUUCUUUACCCAAAAAAGCACUCAUAGUGAGUUCAGCAAUGUUAGCAAUCUAUUCACACCCAGAGUGGCAGACAAAAGACAUGACCAGCCAAUCAAAUAUUUAAUCUGUGCCUCAGCAGCAACGGAUCCAGUUAAUUUUUAACUGUGGCGGCUGACAAGCAGCUUGCUCAGGUAUAAUGGAGACGCAAUCCAUGCCUUCCAGAUGAAAUGGAAUCUUCUUCCCACUAUCUCUACAGGGUGACGUGCUGAGACCCACUGGCUUGCCACCCCGUCGCAUCCAGCUUCUUUGCCCAUGCCCGGGAUCACACUCACUCCCUCCCAAACCAGAUCCCAUCUCUGUGGAGUCAUAUGAGGACUUGAAAGGGGCAGGAGGCUGUUAUUCCCAAGUAAAAGCUGAACCCACAGGUGCCGCCAAUUGUUUCCUCCAUCAAGGUUCCAGGUGUUUCCUGUGCUGGGCACUGCGGUGAGGACGACAGACACCUCAUCCUCUCCUACUCUGUCCACCAUAGCUUUAUAAGGCAACUAUAAUUGCCCCCAUUAUAGAGCUGAAGAAACUGUGGCUUGAAGGGUAACCACAGAUAGUGGCAGUGUGAAUCUGGCAGCUGCCCACAAUCUGAGUUCAAGCCAUCCUCCUAUGAAGCCCGACGUGGGGCUCUACUGUAUGAGCCGGGAGACCCCCCUUGGCUUCAGGCCACUGCCUUCGGGCGGCAGGGAGGCAGCCUAGUGCAGACUCUGCAGCCCACAGACUGGGUUCAAAUCCUCCUCUCCCACUUGCUGGCUGUGCGACAUGAGGCAAGCUCCUGAACCUCUCUGAGCCUUGUUAAACAGGCAUGAUAACAGUGCCAACCUCAUCGGGCUAUUGCAAGGAUUAAAUGAGGUAUACAAACAUUAUAAAGAAGAAGCGCUUCAAUAUUGGGUUUAAAUGCAGUGAUUGGGUCACAGUCUCUAGUACCUAGAGGAACCCACCCCUCUGUGGGACAUUCCAGGGGUACCAGGCAGAGCCCAGCUGCCUCGUGUCUGAAGCCAGUUACUCCGUCCCGUGAGAACUCUACACCUCAGCUAGGACUGGGUCCCCAGGAAGGGCACCCCUUCCCCCAGAUCAGACCCUGGCACCUCAGUGCUGGGUGGCUGCUGAGGGCAGGCUCUGACUGGGGAGCAGGGGCUGGGGGAUACGCCUGAGGGAUAACAGAGGGGCACAACCAGCCGAGGACAGACUCUGGGCCACGCUGAGGAAAUGGUCUCCUUCAUCAAGAUCCUCACCGAGAGCUUAUCUCCUCCCCUUCCAGGGUGGGGCCAGCUGCACCCCCUCGGCCCUUCACCACCCGCCAGACAGGGCUUUUGAAACAGGAAGAGUUUAAAGCGAUGUCCCACCUGUGACUUGGUGACAUGCAGGACUGACUCAAUACGUGGAUCACUGACUUCCAACUUCUCUUGAAAACUCAGAAAGUCUGUCCAUGCCGGACCUGCAUUCCUGAGCAGCAGCAAUCCAGGGAGCUGGGUCAGGGGUCAAGGCUCCCGUCAAAUGGACACGCACACUCACCAUGCCAGGGGCCCACCAGCCUGCUUUGCUCGCACGACCUGCUGGUGAGCUGGGCAUGAUCCCUAGAGAGUGCGAGCAGGACCUCAUCAGAGUUACCACGAAGCCCUUGCAAGUUAGAGCUGACCUUUACGAAUCGGCUGACCCAGGCACUCGGGUCUCACAAGCGUGGUGACCUAGCCUGGGCCCUACCAAGUGUCAUUCAGCAGAUUGAGGAGGGAACUGGCAUCUCUGUUUUCAACAAGCUCCCCAAGUGAUUCUGAGGCACUUCAAGUAUCAGAAUCAAAUCCUCCUCGUAUGAUCGCGAGGCUGACAUUCGGCUGUGACAUUUGGCAGGAGCAAGGCCAUGUUGGUUGUUAGUAUAUUGAAGAAGGCCUGUACUGACAUAUGGAGAGUAGGUGCUCUGGGCUCCCCACGGCCUCUGCCCCACUCCUGUGCCCUGGCCCUUUCUCCAGGUCCUCCCCAUUGCUCUGCCCUCUAACAGCUAACAGGCUAAGGUGGGGGCAGCUGAGACCUACAGCAAUAAAGCCCUCCUUCAUUCUGAUUGGCUAGUGCCUAUGCUAUAUUGGUGGUUACAGAGCAUGACUAUUAGCCUAUUAUACAGAAUCAGGCCCAGCAAGGUCACUCAGAGGUUGAGGGCACUGUUCUGAAGCCCAGCAGUCUUCCCACCACAUCCUGGCCACUAUCCAGCCCUCGACGGCCACCUUCACCAGGCCCUUGGCUUAGGCAAGGAGCUGACUCGAGGGCGGGCAUUUCCCUACUCUCUGCUCCGCCUCUUUCAGCUAAUACUUUCCCAGGCAUAAGCAGUGCCCUCUAGCUUCCCACCUCCUCUGGCAGGUUCGGCAGAUGUGGAAGUCAUUUGUUUCAGUAACAUGAGCAGGCACGCACCCUCACUCUCUCACCUGCCUCUGUCCCCACAGUGCAGCCCCACAGCCCCAAGACUCACAUCUCAGGAAGUGAACAGCUGUGGCAGGUAGAACAGCAAAGUGCUAGCAAGUGUCUUCCGCCUGGGAGCAGGUGCUUAGCAGGCUGGGCUGUACCGGGGCCAGCAGCUGCCACCCCUGAGGCCUCCCUUGUUCUCUUGAGGGUCAGGACCCCAGUCCUGCUUUGGCUAAGAGAAGGGAAUACUAGCACUUGCAGCAACCCCUCGGGCGGCUAAGAAACACAGUGACUCAGGGAAUGGGUUUGGCAGAGGCCUCAACUCCGGGGAGCCUCACAGCGAGCUGAUGUCAUUGAGAGGAAGUCUUGCAAGGACAUUGUGCUUGAAAUGGAGCAACAUUAAAUGAUGGAGCCAUCUGUCUGCCAGGCCUUAGGACUGUGUCCCAGACCAGAGCAGAAACGAAAUGUUCCCAGGACACCCUUCUGUCUCCUGACCUGCGCUCUGACAGACAGAAUGCAGGGGAGAUGGGGUCAAAGAUGACAGCGGUGGGGGCAGGCACAGCAAGUACAGGUUGACCUUCCAUCCGUUUGCUCAUUCCACCACAGCUGCCCAUCACCCGCUCCAGACCAGACUCCGUGACAGGCCGUGGGAGACUGUGGUUAACAGGAUAGAUAAAAUACACGUGGGCCUCACAGAGUGCUGUUUCUCACUUGUUUCUUCUGGAUUUGGGGCUCCUUGCUGCUUUUUUCCUUUUGAUUAAUUAAAAUGUUACAUAUAUAAUUGUAUAUGAUCAUAAACAAAUAACCAGGUACCUACCACCUAGCUCUUUAAAAAUCAAUAGUUAUCAAUACCUGAAGCCUGCCGUGUGCCUCCCCCAUUCUCACGCCUCUCUCGUCUCCUCCCCACUUCCCUCAGAACCGCUGUGCUGAAUUCCAUGCUUGUCAUUCCCUUGUAAGCAUCCCACACGCGAACCCUAAGGAAUUUCCAGGGCAGCUCACAGAGGCGCUCAGCAAACACUAGUCCAAGCAGCCUGCAGCCUGAGGCCAGAGGCGCCCUGCCUGAAUAUUUGGACUCCCACCUGGCUGCUGUCACUGGGAUUCUGAGACUUUGAUUCACUGCUGGGAAUUGACAUUUUGAUGCACUGAGCAUGUCUGGUUUCAAGAAGUUCUAGUUUAGAGGGAUUUUUACAAGAAUUCUUCCCAAAACUGCUGUUUGGGGAGAACUUGCUGCUCCUAAAUCGGGAAAACAUGGGUUGUGCCUGUGCGCGAAUUGUUGGAGUAUACACAGGGCUUCUGGGCAACUGUCCUCUAGGCCUUGCCUGGAACCUGGGGGCAGCUGACGGCAGAAACCAGUUUCUGAAACCAGAAUCUGGAACGAAAACAGAUCUUGCUGCUGCUGACAAAUUCUCAUGAGAACCUUGUUGAGUAUUCGGGGCAAAGCUGUUUCUGGAACGAAACCAGAAUCUGGAACGAAAACGGAUCUUGCUGCUGCUGACAAAUUCUCAUGAGAACCUUGUUGAGUAUUCGGGGCAAAGCUGUUUCUGUCCCAGACUACAGAUCAAAACACUGAAAGCCAGAAUGUUUCAGGGCAUUGCUCAAGGUGACACAAUUAGUUUGAGAGGGCAGGAAGACUCAAAACAAAACUUUCUCUGACUUUUAUUAUCCCAGCAAUAACAGCCCCCAUGCCCUGAGCCCCGACUAUAUGCCAAGCACUGUACAUGCAUCAUGCUACCUACUCCUACCCAACUGUGUGAGGGGAGAUGCUGCUUUCAUCUUAUUUUAGAGAUUAGAACUAAGGCUCAGACACCCAGUGACCACAAGUUCAAGGCAACAAGGUCCGGAGCCCAAAUUAUCCCACGUCCCUACAUCGCUCUUCUUCAGGAGCAGCUAUAAGCACAUGACGUGGUCGAGGCUGGAGAGGAUGGAGAAAUGGAUACGUGUUGCUGGGACCAUGGGAUAAAGGUGGAGAUGGGGUGGGAGAUUGUCUGACUUGGAGUCAAGCCCUCCCAGCGAAAACUACCCCUGCUGCAAGGCUGGCCAGGCACAGUCAAGCAACUAGAAAAAGAACCGAAGUUUGCAACUUGGUUGUGGAUCACUGGCGUCAGCACACGACGGUCAUUUUGCAUUCCCUACAUUUCUCCCUGGUCAUGAGUUUAUUUCUGAUUUUGCCUGUCCUCACUCUAAGUGAUACAGAGCAGUCCCAGAAGAAGGGGGAUAUGAUCUGCAAAAUAACCUCCCACUUUCAUCUUCUCUGUGGAUCAAGAGGUCUCACGAGCUGAUGUCUUCCAGUGUUCCAUGCUGGUAUUUAUCCAAAGGUCAAAGGCAAUUGCUUUUGGGGGUAAAUGCACAUCCACACAUGCAAGCUAAUUAUGCAGAUAGGGUCGUUGCUAGAUGGACAAGAGCUGCAGCCUGGGAGGGACUAAAAGGAUGCCAGCCAAGAGCCAGAGAAAAAAGCAAAAGGCAUUUGCAAAGGCCAUUUUGUGCAUCCUCGGUUAAUGCUACUAGAAUCAGUGCUUGCAUGACUCACUGACUUGAUGAAGGCCAUUUGCAAUGUCAGAGUUUGAAUGCUGUAGAUCGCAUGUGUCCUAGAGGUCAGAGCCGUCCAUGAAACAACACUCUGAACCAUCCGAGCGGAUCAUAAAGCUAUUUGCACACAGGAGACCCUCCCAAAUAAGGAGAAGCAAGUUUGAAUCAAAACGUGUAGAGAGGUGGCAAAACAUCUGGAGAACCAGAGUAAUCCAGAUAAAGAUUGCCUUCCAAGGGCUGCACGCAGAUUCCUACCCGGCCUCCCCCAGUUCCUCGGGGACUUGGAGGGAGCUGGAGAACCGCACCGCAUGAAGACGACGUGUGAGCCACGGCCCGAGCGAGCACCGGCUUCACAACAGGCCGGGCAGGCACACAGUCAAGGGGCAACACUGCUGGGAAGGGAAGGCCAGUCUUAGAUAUCAAAACAUUUCCAAAUUGCCCAUUCUGCCUAUUUUAUGCGUAAGCUGAAUUCUUUUUCAGUUGAAGUUGUUCUUAGAUGUUGGCAAAUCUGAGAGCUGAGGCCAUCUUCAUCUUGUAGGCCUACCACAAAAAAUUAGAUUUUUAAGUACGAGUCAACAAAGAUUUGGAGACAGCUGUAACAGCUCCAGCUCCUGUUCACUAGAAUGUUACAAGAUACGGAGAAGCAAUAUCAUAUAGCUGGGGUGAUGGGUUUUAGAGCCAAAUUAUCAGGGUUUUCUUUCACCUUUAUCACUUACUGGUUGUGUUUCCUUUGGCAAACGACUGAGGAACCUUGGGAAAGUUACAUCACCUCCCUAAACCUGUUCUGUCGCCUGUAAAAUAGGGUUAGAACCUUCACUUCAUAGGAUUCUCCCAGGGUUAAACAAGAUCACGCAUGUACAGCUCUAAGCGUGGUACUGGGGACAUCGAAAUGUUCAAUAAAUGGUGGCUAUU
Molecule: messenger RNA, 10143 nt
Organism: Manis javanica (Malayan pangolin)
Lineage: Eukaryota; Metazoa; Chordata; Mammalia; Pholidota; Manidae
Source: RefSeq, a predicted model, not a curated record